Linum trigynum is the source of this 3795-nucleotide messenger RNA. The record is from the annotation of a GenBank genome assembly. NCBI's taxonomy places the organism in Eukaryota, Viridiplantae, Streptophyta, Magnoliopsida, Malpighiales, Linaceae.
UAUUCCAUUUAUAGUCACUCGAAUUAGUUGAACAGUUCAAGUUCUGUUAACUUUGACUGACGUGGCGGUCAACUCUGACAGUUGACCGUUAAAUGUGUGACGUGAAAAUUAAAAAAUAAAAAUUAAAUUUUUAGAAAUUACACAUCAUUAUCACAAAAAAUUAUAAUUAUAAAAAAUAAAAAGCCGAAUGGAAGCAAAAAUUCCCAAAAUCACUUAUCGCAGCUUCAGCUUCCCAAUUUAUUCAUUACUGAAAGUGGCAAUUCGGACCACUAUCAGUUCUCUGUUCAGCCCUACUCUUCUCUUCCUGAGCCUCCUAUCCGCCUCCGCCGACUAUUCAAACUCGUCGGCGGCGGCAUCAGAAGCAGCCGGCGGUGGUAUCGGACAAUGCUUCACGUCACUGUUCAGCUUCGGCGACUCCGUAAGCGAAACCGGCAACCAGAUGCUGCUGGGUAAGUGCCCUCACUGUUGCUUCCUACCAAACGGCGAAACUUACUUCGGUCGCCCGACUGGUCGCUGCUGCAACGGGCGUCUCAUCGUCGACUUCAUUGCUGAGAAAUUGGGGCUUCCUCUGCUGACGCCGUUUCCGGGAGAGCUGAAGAGCAGCAAUUUCCGGUUCGGGGCAAACUUGGCGGAGGGAGGCGCGUCGGCCUUUGAAGAGCAGCAACGUACGUGGCAUCGUGACCACGUAGUAGCGGCCGUCUCGGCCACCGAUGGCAUUGCGGCCGAAGCCGAUGGCGCAGUUGGCCAGGCGCUUGCGGUGGGAUUGCCAGUUGGGGUCGCAUCGCCAGCAGUCGUCGAUAUGAUUGCCCGUGAAACAAGACAAGUAUCCCAACUUCCUUCUCGUCAUGUUGUUCCUAAUGCUCCUGUAAACAAAGAUUCAUGGUACGUAACAGAUUAACAGCUAAUCUAAAGAGAGUGGGGAAAUAUAACGAGUAAUGGCUUCUAUAAUGUGGGAGAUGGAGCAAUUAUGGUUGGGAAGGAUUUUUUUUUCAUUUUUUAUAAUUAUAAUUUUUUGUGAUAAUGAAGUGUAAUUUCUAAAAAUUUAAUUUUUAUUUUUUAAUUAUUUUUUAUUUACCACGUCACACAUUUAACGGUCAACGAUUAGAGUUGACCGCCACGUCAGUCAAAGUUAACAAAGAGAGUGACCGAACUUGAACUGUUCAACUAAUUCGAGUGACUAUAAAUGGAAUAAAUUAAUUUGAAUGGCAAACGUGAAAUUUUAUAGCAAUUCGAGUGACCAAACUUGCAAUUAAGCUUGAAAUCACAUACGGUUCAAAAGUAUCAAAACCCUCUCGCACAUGGCAAGCCAUAUGCGCUGCUUACCAAUCGUCACAAACUCAUUAUUUCCUUUCUCAAACUGGAAGAUAUCUCUGUAUAGAGAGAGUUCAUAGUCAGGGAAAAGGUUUUGCACACUAGACUUUCCCACAGUAACAAGAACAUGAAACAACUAUCUCGCAUAUACAGUGUCGUGUUUCGGUAAAUCCUUUGAGCAGUAAGUAAGCACCCUAUAGACCUGAAGCUUGGGAAUUGAGAUAACUAGACCAGUUAACAACCUUACAACCACCAACUGACAAUUUAACACCAACACAGUAUUUGCAAACAACUGCAUCAUUGAACUUUGAACUACAUCACGUACCAAUAUGAAUCAAAAUUGGGUAAGGAAACAGGAGGGGAAAAGAAGGUAAGAUUCAAGUAUAAUAAGAUUAUCGAAGCUCAUUGCACCUCAUUGCACCGAAGAAGCUUUUCCAUACCUUCAUCUCUUCCACACAGGACACUGAUACUCCAUCCAGCCCUCGGCAUUCACAGUUUUUGUUCCAAAACAUCCCAGAAAAUCAUAAGCAGGAGAAAAAUAGUGCCAAAGGACCCAGUGGUUCUUGAUUAAUAGAACUAACUGUAUUUAUUUCAACCUGGAGAAGGAAAGACCAAAACUGAACACUAAUUCCGUUUUCUAUGGCUACUAGGUAUUGGGACCAACAAUGAACACCUACAACGCUUUUCGACAUCAUAAUUCAUAAUUUUAUCACCCAGUAAUCGUUAACACCUUAACCCACUCCCUUCCCGCCUUACAGCUCAAGAUUGAAUGACGGCCAGGAAGGUAAUCAAAAAAGAGGACAUUCAAAAUUUAUACACCACCUGUUUGCUGGCAGUGAACGCCAUCCCUGAUCUUCAAGGCAGUUUUGACAUGGCCACAGAUUUUACAAUUUGAUUGGCCUUCCUCGUUUCCAAUAUCAAGUUAUCAAGGCAACCACAGCCAGAAGAAUAGAUAUAUUCCCAGGUAUUUUCACAAAGGAAAAAAGAUCACUUAUCUCGAAGCCUGGUGAUACCUGUUCCCAUAAAUAAAGGAUACAAAUUUAAGCUUUGUUCUUCAGGCAGGAAAGUUGAAUACACACUACCAUAAAAAAAAAGUGUUGAAUACACACUAUUGGUCAGCAAUCAUAGUUCUAGCUCCUGAAUCUACGAAUAAAAACUUUUGAUAUGUUCCUUAAAACUCUAACGAAGUUGUUAGAUAUUUCACGUCCAUAAAAUUGUGCUGCAAGUCAGUCAACAGAACUGAUGAGAAGAAAUCGUGACAAGAACAUAGGGCAGAUUUGUAGGUUUUAGGUUACGUUCAGGACACCUCAGAAUGGAAGACUGACCUGACCUGCUUGGAAUUAGUUGUGUAUCGGGUCACUUUCCCUGGAUGAUUCUGUAGUUGAGGAUCAGAUCCUCAGGUUUCUUCCAUAUAUAAGCUCGCACUGUGGCCAAACUCAUUUCAGGGGACAGGACCUAGAAAAAAAAUACCAAACGUCAGCCAGUAACAGAGAAAGGUUCGAUUCUAACACACAGAAGAGGGAUGAUGAAUUGCAUAGAAGGUUUAAAUAUGAUUACUGCAGUCUACUGACAGCAAGGAGGAAUAGAAAAACCAGGGUACCAAUGAUCUUGAUAUAAGAGCCAGACAAGCAUCUGAAAUAUAUAUAUAUAUAUGAUGGUGUCUUCGGUGCACUCAUUUUUUUGGUGCAUUCAGUGCACUCGCUUCAUAACCGUCAUUUUAAACAUGUGAUUUAUGUCAAAAUGAUGUCAAUCAUCACUUAUGAUGUGAUGAACAAUACAUACAUGAAUUUGCACAAAAACCAUUGAAGAUUUACUUUAAUUUGAAGGAUUUAGAGUUUAGAGAUUUAGGGUUAGGAUUUACAAUUUGGGGUUUAGGGCUUUGGGUAAUCCACUAAUUAGUUGUUAUCAUAUGUUAUAUCAUCAUAUUACACUAAUUCUACAAAUUAAAAUUCAAAAUCCAACACCUUAAAACUAGUUUUUCCAAUUGGGUGCAUUGAACGCACUCAUUUUUGUGAGUGCACCGAAGUAGUAUAUCCUAACCCUUAAUGAGUGAAUCCUAGGUCUUAAUUAUCUAAAUCAUAAACUAUAAACCCUAAGAUGGUGCAUUGAUUUUUUGCCUAAAUUUGGACGAAUCAUAACCGUCGAUUAUUAUUUCUAAUUAAAUUGAUCUUGGAUAUAAGAUUUAGAGAAUUAAGACAUAGAUUUUGAUCUUUAAGGGUUAGAGUAUAAUAUCAUGUCCGAAAGAUCAGUCAAUUCAAGUUCUGGAUAGCGUUUUCUUACUCAAGGUAUGCGGUACCCAGAAUUUCACUCUGGGUACCGUAGAACUCCUCAUAUAUAUAUAUAUGUCAGAUUGGUGUACUCCUGGAGUAUACUGGAGUAUCCAGGUACUUUUAGCGAGAUAUCACUACCCAGACCAUGAAUUAAACCGAGUUUGAGGCAUGAUACUAUACCCUAACUUCUAAUGGAUAAACAGCAGGCCCUGAU